AUAUCCACCCAAUCGUAGUACUUGUAUCUCGAUGGUGAGAAGCGAGAUAGAGUGUCUCUUUUUAACCUCAAUGGUGGCUGAUUUACUUCCUGUAAGCUGCGUGGUGUUGGGAAAUUAGCGGAGAAUUUAGUAAAAACAUGACACGGUCCAAGCAGGUUGGUAAUCACAAAAAUGACAAGAAGAAAAAUAUCUCAAAGCUAUGGAAAACCAAACGCAGAGUGAAGGAUAUAGACCAGAUCCACCAUGACAUGCGUCCAGACAAUGCCCGUCGCCUGCUGAACCAGGAAUUGGACUAUGAGUUACCUGGCAAUGCCCAACACUACUGCUUGCACUGCGCUAGAUACUUUGUGGACCUAAAGACGUUAAAGGAACAUUUCAAAACAAAAGUUCACAAGCGCAGGCUCAAGCAGCUGAAAGAAGAGCCAUAUACUCAAGAGGAAGCAGAAAGAGCAGCAGGAAUGGGGUCUUACAUCCCUCCUAAAAAAACUGAAGUCAUGACGCAAGAGGUGCAGAUGGAAUAAUUUCUGAAUUAUACUGGACUCUUGUAUAUGUAUCUUGUCAUGUAUAGAUCCAUCUUUAAGAAACUGGACUUCUGCCAUUAUCCCAACAAUGUCUUGGCGUCUGCACAAUGUUGCCUUCAUGUGUACAUUUCAGACACAGCCACGCUCUGUAUAGGUGUGUUGUUUAACCCACAUGGUACAAAUAUAUUAUAUUCUUGGGAACAUCUUGUGACGAUAACAUUUUUGCUUGGAUUGGUCUGUCUGAUGAAAAUAUUUGCUGCUGCGUAUACUAAUUUGUGUGCUCUUACGGUUAUGUAACAGGAUGACCCACUUUGUAUGUGUAGCUUGAUCAGCCAUCCCUAAAUACAUCCGCCUGUCACUUCCAA
Molecule: messenger RNA, 886 nt
Organism: Spea bombifrons (plains spadefoot toad)
Lineage: Eukaryota; Metazoa; Chordata; Amphibia; Anura; Pelobatidae
Gene: ZNF593
Product: zinc finger protein 593
Exons: 4
Coding region: 138-521 (127 amino acids)
Molecular function (GO): nucleic acid binding; zinc ion binding
Source: RefSeq, a predicted model, not a curated record